AUGAAAUUACUUAUAAACUUAUUCCCUGGUUUUCCCCAAGAAAUCUCAAUUCGACCAUCCGAUUCGGAAACGAACCUUUCGAUCGUUAUCGUCUUUCCAAAUGAUGGAGAUGCUCGCAUUGUGAAAGGAUUACGGGAAAAUACGACAUUCGUCGAACAAUAUCUCGUGAAUCAUGUCUACACGCUAGUUGUGCCACCUUGGUACUCUACAACUACAAUUCUUAUUGAGUCGGCAAAUCUCACCGAUAAAUUGGAUGCCCGAAAUAAAUCAACUCAAGGAGCCCUCGCGAUGGUUCGCAUGGAUGAAGUGGACAAGGGAAAAGUCAACAGAAAGUGGGAAAUCAUCAAAACUUUGGUAUUGGAUGGCAUCGAUGACACCACCGGAACCAUUCGUGGAUUGACAGUGUUUACGAUCGCUCAAUUGUGCACUCUGUUCAACGCCGUACUCAAAAAUGGCAAA
Mesorhabditis belari is the source of this 459-nucleotide messenger RNA. The record is from the annotation of a GenBank genome assembly. Lineage: Eukaryota; Metazoa; Nematoda; Chromadorea; Rhabditida; Rhabditidae.